AGACUCUUAUGAUGGAGUCAGAGUACACGCAAUGCAGACGAUGUUUACUCAUAUUGUACUAGAUCAGGGUAAAGUUCGAAAGUUCAAAGAUUGAUUCUUAUCAUUUUGAUUUCUGUUACACAAUUAAUCAAUGAUAAGUAGGAGAAAAACGAUUGCUUCGUCGAAAUAUAGACUCAAAAACUUCAAAGUACUUUAUUGAUUAUCAAGGUCAUAAACUAUAACUGACGAAAAGCUCUUCUAAACCGUUUUCUCAGCUACUAAAUAAACUCUUGCGCAAUUUAAAAGGAAAAAUGUCCAAUGAUGACUGUAUAUUUUGUAAAAUAUCUUCCGGAAGAGACGAAAAGACACAGCUUGUCUAUGAAGAUGAACAAUUCGUUUCUUUUAAAGAUCACAAACCGGGUUCAGAUACACAUUAUCUAGUUGUUCCAAAAGAGCAUUUGGAUAGCUGUAAAGUGUUAACUGGAGAGCACGUUGACUUAAUCAAAAGAAUGAAGGAAAUUGGGAAGGAGCUUGUAAAGGAUGUGGACCAAAAUCAAGUUCGAUUUGGUUUUCAUUGGCCACCGAUAAUUUUGAUUAAACAUCUUCACCUUCACGUGAUUGCUCCUGUUACAGGAAUGUCAUUUAUGUCAAGGUUAAUAUUUAGAGAGAACUCUUGGUGGUUUGUGUCACCAGAAUAUAUGAUAGAAAGGCUUACAAAGCUGAAAUAG
Dimorphilus gyrociliatus is the source of this 707-nucleotide messenger RNA. Lineage: Eukaryota; Metazoa; Annelida; Polychaeta; Dinophilidae. The record is from the annotation of a GenBank genome assembly.